AUGCACUUCUCAGCUCUACAGCAACAUCCUGCAAGGGCAGUUGAUUUUUUUUGUUGCGCUCUCGGAAAUCCACAGAGCCCACCGUGUCUUCACUCCACUGAGGAUCCCCUCUUCACUUUUUUUUCUCUACCAUCUCCCUCGGCCUCGUCCAACAGCAGCAGCAGCAGCAUGACUCCUCGGUGUCUCCUCCUAUCCGUCCCGGUCCUGCUCUUCUUCCUCGUUUCUGCCUGGUGCUCUCCGGUGUGCAACAACCAGUGCUGCCGCUUCGUGGAGGAGUUCCCCGUCAGGCUGAAGCGGCUCAGGCAGGACUUUGCACAGAUCAGAGGUUUCUACGAAGCAAACGAUGAUAUCGAGACCGCCUUGUUAGACCAGAGCGUCCAACAUUCCUUUGAGAGCAACUUUGCCUGCCAAGCCAUGAACAGCAUCUUGGAGUUUUACCUGAACACAGUGCUGCCUUCCGCCGUGGCCGGCGUGACUGAAGAAACCACCGACUUGAAACCUCAUGUGGAGUCCAUACAGCAGAUUUUCGAUGAGCUCAAGAGUGAUGUCACCAGAUGUAGGCACUACUUCCACUGCAAGAACCAGUUUGACAUCAGAAGCCUAAAUUCGACGUACACUCAGAUGCAGAAUAAAGGUGUGUUUAAGGCCAUGGGGGAGCUGGGUCUGUUGUUUAACUACAUUGAGAGAUACCUGGCAUCCAAGCGUGUGAAAUCUUCGUGAAGACCGGCUGACUUUAACCAGGAUUAUUGUCAAUGUGCUCCUUCUGGGUUGGAAAAAAAAAGUGGACAAUCUUUGGAUUUUAGACUAACAUGGAUGUACUUCUACGUGUGCAGAACUAUGAGUGUAAUUAUAGACCUGCUCAACUGUUUUCUUUGUUCUUCAAAGACCGUUGUUUACUUGUGUUUGUCCCAAGGACAAGUUUGUGCUUCAGAGACUGCAUAUUUUCAUAUGAAGGGUAUUUAUUUAUUUGAGUGUGUCAUAUAAUGUAUUAUAUUUAUUGUCUUUUUUUAUACUUUGUCAUAGAAAU
Molecule: messenger RNA, 1027 nt
Organism: Fundulus heteroclitus (mummichog)
Lineage: Eukaryota; Metazoa; Chordata; Actinopteri; Cyprinodontiformes; Fundulidae
Gene: il10
Product: interleukin 10
Biological process (GO): immune response
Cellular component (GO): extracellular region
Molecular function (GO): cytokine activity
Source: RefSeq, a predicted model, not a curated record